AUGGCCCUCCGCCGCUUCUCUCGCAUCUAUGUCAGAGGAGCCCCCGGCGCAGGCAAAGGAUCGCUGUGCGCCAAGCUCGCAGCCGACUUCGGGCUUCAUCAUCUAUCAGUUGGCGACCUCUUGCGACAGGUAGCUCGCUCUGGCCGCAUGGACCCUGAGAUCCUUAACAAGAUCCAGAGAAGCAUUUUGCUCGACGUGAAAGGCCUCGCGCCCAUCUUGCGCGACGCCAUCGCAGAUCUCAAAAAAGACACUCAAGACAAGCUGCGGCUGCUUAUUGACGAAGUCCCACGCACGCUCGAGCAAGCAGCGCCAAUUGAAGAAGCGGUGAAGAUGCCCGCUCGCUUAGUAUAA
Messenger RNA from Aspergillus aculeatus ATCC 16872, 351 nucleotides. RefSeq lists its product as uncharacterized. Gene Ontology annotation, molecular function: AMP kinase activity; ATP binding. Gene Ontology annotation, cellular component: cytoplasm. The coding region runs from base 1 to 351 and encodes 116 amino acids. The record is from RefSeq and is a predicted model, not a curated record. Lineage: Eukaryota; Fungi; Ascomycota; Eurotiomycetes; Eurotiales; Aspergillaceae. Gene Ontology annotation, biological process: nucleobase-containing compound metabolic process. The transcript has 2 exons.